This is a messenger RNA of Neospora caninum, 735 nucleotides long. RefSeq lists its product as hypothetical. The transcript is spliced from 3 exons. Lineage: Eukaryota; Apicomplexa; Conoidasida; Eucoccidiorida; Sarcocystidae. The record is from RefSeq and is a predicted model, not a curated record. Gene Ontology annotation, cellular component: histone acetyltransferase complex. Bases 1 to 735 code for a protein of 244 amino acids.
AUGCCUGCCUUCGAGGCGACCUCCGGACCGUCCGCAGGCGGCGAGCGAGAGCGAGGCUCGGGCAGGAAGGCUAUCCACGCUUCGCGGGAAAAGACACUCAAGGCCCAGUUUCAGCAGACCAUGCCAGUUUUGAAUGAGAUGCUUUCGCUGCAGGAGAAAUUGGAAGGCGAUAUCCAACACAUCGAGGCCAGAAUCUACGAAAUGGAGGGGGAUUACCUUGCAGCUACGGCAGACGUCGGGAACAUGAUCAAAGGCUGGGAAGGCUACAUUUCCUCGAGCACCAAAACUCGGCGGCCGCCAGGCAAACUGUCGACGCCCUCGGGAGCCCAGGACCGUCUCUUUUCCUUGACCAGUUGCACCAGCCGCGUCUGGAGAGAGUUUGGGCCGUGGACCGACGAGGACGCGUCCUCAGCGGCGCAUGCCGCAGGAAACGGGAAAUCUUCGUGGCAGGCGUCGGCCACCCCCUCGCAAGGCAGUGGGGUGGCUGGACGGCAUUCCAGUUGCACGUCCUCGUCAGCGCGCUCGGCGAAGCGCGGCCCGAACAAGCACUCUGGCCACGUCAUCAAGUCUGGGGAGAGAGGCAGCAAAUCGGCGAGCUCCGCGUCGGAUCCGCUUGGAAAGGCCUUCUCUGGAAGUGGAAGCAGAGACGACGCCGAAGGAACUCAAGCGCCUGGCGCGAGCGGCGCGUUUGUCGACGAGUCUCAAGCUCGAGGAGCCGGGGGAGUAGCUGUAUAG